AGCCACCCAAGGUGUGCAGGAGCACAGUCAUUCUGCACCAGAGAGACUGGAGACAGGUCCAGGGCCCUGUGUGCCUAGGAUCGUGCAGGGCAAGUGGAGUACGGUGAGGUGCUUGCCGAAGACAGCCAGACAACACCACUUCCAUGGAGAUGUGCUCUACCUAUCUGUGCAUGCCAGCUCCUUUUGCUGAAAACAGCAAGGCCUGCCCUUUGGAUUUCUUAGAAUCUUAACCUAAGAGGAACCUUACAAGAGACAAACUUACCUCACACUGGGAACUUUAUUACUCAAAACCUGGCAGGCUCUGCAAACUUUGGACUUCUAUCUGCAACAGUCCUUGGGAAACACGAUUCUCUCCUACAUCAGCAUCUGUGCCUGCUUUUACCUGCUCUGAAGAAGAGCCGGGGAGGUCGCAGGCCUGAGAGUCCUGAACAACCUAAACCCUGUGGCUAUUCCUCUUGCUUUCAAACAUUUUAUAGCUAAUAAGGAACAUAGAGACAGUGGGAGUAACCAGGAGGAGGGUCCAGAAAAAAAAUCUGAACUUUUCAGUAUUCUAAAGUACUCAUGGUGGUGGUCGAUGCACAGAACAUUGACUUCACUGAAGAGCUUUGCAAUUGUUAGACAGAAAGUCUUUGCUAUAGAACCAAAAUGUUUUGUCUUUCUGGCCCAGGCAAGGAGGGAUUAGUAAGUAUCUGGGGCAUGGAGAGAAUGCAUUCAUAGGCUGUCUUGCUAAUAAAUGACUCAUUACUGACCCUCCAGUGAAGCAGAAAAGAGGAAACAUCAUACCACCCAGGUGUGGCCAGACUUUGGUCAUUAUUGUGAAUCCCCAAGAGCUACCACAGUUCCUUCCCAAAUCCAUAUUUAAUCUUGUGGGUGGCUCAACAGAAACUUUUGGCUCACAUCUAGGCACAAAAUAAAGAAAGCCAUAGAAGAGGAGACAGGAUGAGGCGGGGAGAGGAGGAAGAGGGGGGAACCAGGAUGAAGACAAAAGGGGACUCAGAGAUGAAGGAGGAGGAGGAGAUCAGUGAGACGGGAGAACUGGUUGGUCCUUUUGUGAGUGCUGUGCCCAUCCCAAUGCCCCACAACAAGGGGACCCGGUUUUCAGAGGCCUGGGAGUUUUUCCAUCUGGCUCCUGCUCGUGCUGGGCAUCACCCCAACCAAUAUGCCACCUGCCGCCUGUGUGGCAAGCAGGUGAGCCGUGGUCCUGGGGUCAACGUGGGCACUACAGCCCUGUGGAAGCAUCUGAAAAGCAUGCACAGAGAGGAGCUGGAGAAGAGUGGCCAUAGCCAGGCAGGGCAGCGCCAGGACCCAAGACCCCAAAUGCCCCAGCUCUCCAUGGGCAUUGAGGGUGACUGGGGCAGGCUCCUGGAGCAGGUGGGCACCUUGGCUUUAUGGGCCAGCCAGAGAGAAAAGGAAGUGCUCAGGAGGGAGAGGGCAGUGGAAUGGAGGGAGAGGGCUGUGGAAAGGAAGGAGCGAGCCUUAGAGGAGGUGGAAAGGGCCAUCCUGGAGAUGAAAUGGAAGGUGAGGGCCGAGAAGGAAGCAUGGCCUCAGGAGAAAGACCUGCCUGCAGCAGCCCAUCCCUUUCAUUUUGUUUAAAUUUGUUUUCAGACUAGGAAUCUACUUUAGACUCACAACUAAGAGCCAUUUUAGUUCUAGCACAAAUACAAAGCCAAGUAGUUUAGUGGGAUUUUGAUUUUAGAGAAAAACUGCAGAGUAGGAGUUGAUCUCAGCAGGUGGGAGUUGAGCACCAAAUGCUGAUCUGGGGUGUUCCAGCGCUGUGCUGACCCAUGACCAAGCUUCAAAUCUUAUUAACUAGAGAUAAAUGCUGCUUAACAUCCUAGCUCUGUGAGCUGUUUCAGGGCGGAAUGUACCAGCCCAUGAGUACCAUUUAAUAAAAACAAUUGGGUUUAUGCCUAGCUGGUGAAGGUAAAGGUUUUAAUGAGUGAGGCAUUUCUGGUGGCCAGUAUGUGCCUGUGUGACCGGCUCACCCUCAGAGACUCCCCCACAAGCAGAGCUUCAGUUUCCUGGAUUUUCUUUCUUUUCCUUUUUCUUUUUUUCUUUUUCUUUUUUUAGAAGUUUUUGC
This is a messenger RNA of Tupaia belangeri chinensis (Chinese tree shrew), 2080 nucleotides long. It is a transcript of the gene ZBED2, whose product is annotated as zinc finger BED-type containing 2. Gene Ontology annotation, molecular function: DNA binding. The transcript has 2 exons. NCBI's taxonomy places the organism in Eukaryota, Metazoa, Chordata, Mammalia, Scandentia, Tupaiidae. The record is from RefSeq and is a predicted model, not a curated record. The coding region runs from base 940 to 1593 and encodes 217 amino acids.